CCAGCCCAGCUCAUUCUUGUAGGUGGUGCAGGGCAGAUUCCGUGUAGUCAGAGCCUAGUUCCUGUUGGAGCUGCUGGCUUUUCAACAGGUGAGGGACACGGAAACAAACAGCCGCUGCAGCUGUUGCCACCUUUGACCCUGGGCCUCCCAGACUCCUCCACCCUUUAAAUUUGUUAAGAGAAUUUUUAGUUCCCACAUGAGCUCGGUAGAUUUCCUGGGAAACAGAACUCAGAAAGGGAUCCUGGUUAGAGCCACAGGGCUAGCCUGCUGUGACCGUCAGGCACUUGUCACCUACGCCCCAUGCCAUGUCAGCUUUUUUUCAGUUUGAAAACGGACUCAGAGGGCAUAGGUAACACGAAGCUUCCAGAAGAUGAAAUUGGCGAUCUGCUGUGCCCCCUCCCCCAUCUCAGGGAGAGUUUAACAGACUUGACUUCAUUCACGCGGUACCUUGAUUUGCUCACGCCUACCCUGACUCUCUGCCCGAGGCCCUUUUUCACUAUCUUUUCUGAGUAAAAUUUGCUGGGAUUGGCAAGGAUUCUCCACUUCUACCAAAUGCCUCAGGGCGGUUUAGCUCUUUGAAAGCCCAAUGUUCUAAAACCCCCGAGUCUGCGAUCUCAGGCAGUGAGUGGGUUCAGCCUUUAGUUGAUUUAGUCUCAGUUUCCUCGUUUGCAAACGAUGGCGAGGGUUAGCCGGUACACUCUGUGUAAGUGGGCAGAAAGAAUGCAGCCUCAGACUGAAUAAUCCAGGCACACCUGGGAGCGCCGAGCUGCUUAUUUCCUCUUCCUCUGCUGCCCUGGGUGCAGAGAGGUGAAAUAUGAUUAUGAUAACCUGCCCAAGACAUCUGUUGUCAUAGCAUUUUAUAAUGAAGCCUGGUCCACACUCCUUCGGACAGUUUACAGUGUUCUCGAGACUUCCCCUGACAUCCUGCUGGAGGAGGUCAUUCUGGUAGAUGACUACAGUGACAGAGAGGACCUGGGUUCGGUUCCCAGCACCUAUCUGAUGGCUCACAAUGGUCUGUCACUACAGUUCCAGGGGAUCUGACCCCCUAUUUUGGCCUCUGCAGGCAACAAACAUGCACAUGAAGCAUGAAUAUACAGAGCACCUGAAGGAGCCCCUGGCCAACGAGCUGUCACAGCUGCCCAAGGUGCGCCUGAUCCGUGCUAGCAAGAGAGAGGGCCUGGUGCGAGCCCGGCUCCUGGGAGCCUCCGCGGCCAGGGGCGAAGUGCUGACAUUUCUGGACUGUCACUGUGAAUGUCAUGAGGGGUGGCUGGAGCCUCUGCUGCAGAGGAUCCAUGAGAAGGAGUCGGCUGUGGUGUGCCCCGUUAUCGAUGUCAUUGACUGGAACACCUUUGAGUACCUGGGCAACUCCGGAGAGCCCCAGAUUGGAGGCUUUGACUGGCGGCUGGUAUUCACGUGGCAUGUGGUCCCCCAGCGAGAGCGGAAGUUGAUGCGGUCUCCUAUUGACGUUAUCAGGUCUCCAACUAUGGCUGGGGGACUGUUUGCUGUGAGUAAGAGAUAUUUUGAAUAUCUGGGGUCUUAUGAUACAGGAAUGGAAGUCUGGGGAGGAGAAAACCUUGAAUUCUCCUUUAGGAUCUGGCAGUGCGGUGGCACUCUGGAAACACACCCUUGCUCCCACGUGGGCCACGUCUUCCCUAAGCAAGCUCCCUAUUCUCGCAGCAAGGCUCUAGCCAACAGUGUCCGCGCUGCAGAAGUGUGGAUGGAUGACUUUAAAGAACUCUACUACCACAGAAAUCCCCAGGCCCGCCUGGAACCCUUUGGGGACGUGACAGAGAGAAAGAAGCUUCGGGCCAAGCUCCAGUGUAAAGACUUCAAGUGGUUCCUGGAUACAGUGUACCCAGAACUGCAUGUGCCAGAGGACAGGCCUGGUUUCUUCGGGAUGCUCGAGAACAGAGGACUAAGGGGGUACUGCCUGGAUUAUAACCCUCCCAGUGAAAACAAUGUGGAAGGCCACCAGGUCCUUUUGUACCUCUGCCACGGGAUGGGUCAGAACCAGUUUUUCGAGUAUACAUCCCGGCAAGAAAUACGAUAUAACACCCGCCAGCCCGAGGCCUGCAUAGCAGUGGAGGAAGGGAAGGACGUCCUUAUCAUGGAUCUCUGCAAAGAUACCGUUCCGGAGAAUCAGGAGUUCGUCCUACAGGAGGACGGCACGUUAGUCCACAAGCAGAGCGGGAAAUGUGUGGAGGCCACGGAGAAGGAGUUCGACACUUCCUUUGCUCCGCACUUGCGGGAUUGUAGCAGCUCAGACAACCAGAGGUGGCUCUUCAAGGAGCGCAUGUCAUAGCACACCGCCUCGCCAGGGAAGGAGCCCACCGCUGCCAUGGGCUGUGUGCCCGGUGAGAUGGACAAAGCACAUGGUUGUCAUCUGUGAAUGUGUUGGACUCCACAGCAAUGUGAAUCAUCUUUGUACAGAUUUGGAAAACUUUAAAAAUGUCUCCCAGUGUCCCGUUUUCUAAGGGCAAUCCUAAGAUGUUGCCUUUGGUGUUUGGGAAACUUAAUGCACGAUGUGCAUUUUACCCAUGGUGCCUUUUAUUCUUAUUCGCAGAAAGGGUAAAUAUUUUAUUUUGUUACUUACAAAGCUUCCCGGGUGUUUAGUAUAAUUUACACAAACUGGUAAUACCUCAAAUGUCGACUGGUAAUACCUCAAUGUCAUCAAGUUAGAGUUCUCUCAGGGGGGUGAGACGGACACUAGAAAUCCUGUCUUGAUUUCAUUUGGUGUGAGUGGGUGGGAUAGUCUAGAUUUAUACAAUAAAGAAUGCUUUUUGCUUA
Messenger RNA from Rattus norvegicus (Norway rat), 2787 nucleotides. The record is from RefSeq and is a predicted model, not a curated record. Lineage: Eukaryota; Metazoa; Chordata; Mammalia; Rodentia; Muridae.